UUGUAAAGACUUUAAAGACUGAACGGGAUAAAAGAGCAGAAGGUUAUAACUUGAAAGAUGAAGAUGGACGACUCCGAGACCCAUUUAGAAUCACAGCACUGCGGGUUCCAAUAUUGAAGCCCAUGGACCUCAUGGUAGAAGCAAGCCCACGACCAAUUUUUGCAAAUGCUGAUACAUGUCAUAUAAAUUACAUUUCAGUAAAUAGUGAUCAUGAAACGUAUCUUUCUGCAGAUGACCUGAGAAUUAACCUGUGGCAUUUAGAAAUCACAGAUAGAAGUUUUAAUAUCGUGGACAUCAAACCUGCCACCAUGGAGGAGCUGACCGAGGUGAUCACCGCUGCCGAGUUCCACCCACACCAGUGCAACGUGUUCAUGUACAGCAGCAGCAAAGGGACCAUCCGGCUGUGUGACAUGCGCUCCUCCGCCCUGUGCGACCGGCACUCUCUAAGUUUUUUGAAGAGCCUGAAGAUCUCAGUUAGUAGGUCCUUCUUCUCAGAAAUAAUCUCAUCCAUAUCCGACGUCAAAUUCAGCCAUAGUGGUCGGUACAUGAUGACCCGAGACUACCUGUCAGUGAAGGUGUGGGACCUCAACAUGGAGAGCAGGCCAGUGGAGACCCACCAGGUACAUGAGUACCUGCGGAGCAAGCUCUGCUCCUUCUACGAGAACGACUGCAUCUUCGACAAGUUUGAGUGCUGCUGGAACGGUUCCGACAGUGCUGUCGUGACGGGCUCCUACAACAACUUCUUCAGGAUGUUCGACAGAAGCAUGCGCAGGGAUGUCACCCUGGAAGCCUCAAAAGAGAGCAGCAAACCCUGAGCCAGCUUAAAGCCCCGGAAAGUUUGUGCAGGUGGGAAGAGGAAGAAGGAUGAGAUCAGUGUGGACAGCCUGGACUUCAAUAAGAACAUCCUCCACACAGCCUGGCACCCCGUGGACAACAUCAUUGCCGUGGCCGCCACCAACAACCUGUACAUAUUCAAGGACAAAGCCAACUGA
Molecule: messenger RNA, 992 nt
Organism: Ictidomys tridecemlineatus (thirteen-lined ground squirrel)
Lineage: Eukaryota; Metazoa; Chordata; Mammalia; Rodentia; Sciuridae
Source: RefSeq, a predicted model, not a curated record